GCAGUGAUGCGUCCCUCCUGCACACAGGGGGGAUGCUGAGAUGAUGCAACCAGAGGAGGGGGCAGAGGAUCAUCCGGCUGCUGCCAACAGAAAGGGGCUGACAUCCGAAACCGAUGCUGCCGUCUCAAGUUGUGGAUUAGUGAAGUGUUAGCGGCCGCGAAUGAGCAUUCAUCGGACAUCUAUCCACCUAUCAAAGAGGAAACUCAGGAGACGCUGAGGUGGGAACCCAGUGUAAACCUACUGUGACUUGGUUUGUGGACAACCAUUUUGAAGCCUGGAGUUUGGUAACAUGGAUGUUGCCAUCUUAGUUCUGUGGAGCCAGAAGUGACCAUAUUUGGAUAAAAGCGCUGAGCUGAUUGAGCUGUAAAUGUAUCGGCAUCGGAGACCUCACUAUGAAGAAAUCGGUCCGGCCAGCGGUGAGUAAGGUGAGUGCAGAUCGAGGGAAGGCAGAGGCCACGGCUACCACUGGGACCGGAAAGCCUGCAGCCAAGACCAGUGCCACAGCACCUCUGUCUAAGGUGAAAAGCAAUGAUGAUCUUCUAGCAGCUAUGGCCGGAGGGAAUCCUGCGUCAAGUAAUGCGGUCACCAAGACCAAGAGGACUGCAUCCAUUGGGACUACUGCUAGCAACCUAGACAGCAAGCCAAAGACCACAUCAGGUACUUCAUCCAAGCGUACGACAUCUUCGAUUUCCAAGGAGCCAAAUUCAUCCCGAGACCGUCUCCGGACAUCCAGGACAUCAGCCAAUAAGAAGCAGUUGGUUUCGGGGACUGUAUCGGGGGAUGUGGCCUCAGGAAAGCGCUGUCGGAGCCAGAUCCUGGCAGAGACUGAGGGCCGCAUGUGCAAGUCCAAAUCAGAUGGCCAGAUCAGUGAUAAGGUGGUGCUGGAGGCCAAAGUAAAAGACCUGUUAGGUUUGGCUAAAAGCAAAGAUGUGGAGAUCCUCCACCUACGCAGCGAGCUGAGAGACAUGAGGGCUCAGCUUGGUUUAGGAGGGAAGGAAGCACCGCCGCAGGAAGAAGCUGGAGAGGAGGAGAAGCCCCACGUUUCAGCCAUCACAGCAGCCGAUGUGGAGUCCACUCUGAUUCUCUUACAAGAGCAGAACCAGGCCAUCAGAGAGGAGCUCAACAUGCUAAAGAGUGAGAACCGAAUGUUAAAAGACCGACUCAAUGCACUGGGCUUCUCUCUGGAGCAGAGGCUGGAUGGCUCGGACAAGCUAUUCAACUACGCCUCCCUGAGCCCAGACCUGGCAGCAGGCAGCGGGCAGAGUGAUGGUGGAGGAACAGGUACGCUGACCUCCUCAGUGGAAGGCUCUGCCCCCGGUUCACUGGAGGAUCUGCUCACAGGACACCAGCAUGGAGGCUCUGCAGACAACCUCGACAGUGAAUCUAGCGAGGUCUACCAGGCUGUCACCUCCAGUGAUGACGCUCUGGACGCCCCCUCUGGCGCUUCGUCAUCAUCCGAGUCGGAAUGCGCACCGAGCAGGGAGCGCUCACGGAGGGGCAGCAGUGGCAACGCCAGCGAGGUGUCGGUGGCCUGUCUGACGGAGCGCAUCCACCAGAUGGAAGAGAACCAGCACAGCACUGCCGAGGAGCUUCAGGCCACAUUACAGGAGCUGGCUGACCUGCAGCAAAUCACCCAGGAGCUGAAUGGAGAGAAUGAGCGACUAGGUGAAGAGAAGGUGAUCCUCAUGGACUCCCUGUGCCAGCAGAGUGACAAGCUGGAGCUGUACGGUCGACAGAUUGAGUACCUGCGCUCUCUGCUGGAUGAGCAUCAUAUAUCGUAUGUGCUCGAGGAGGACAUCAAGAGUGGCCGCUACAUGGAGCUGGAGCAACGCUACGCAGACCUGGCAGAUAACGCCCGCUUUGAGAGAGAGCAACUGCUGGGAGUCCAACAACACCUGUCCAACACGCUGAAGAUGGCUGAACAGGACAACGCUGAGGCCCAGGAGAUGAUUGGAGCACUGAAGGAGAGGAACCACCAGAUGGAGCGCAUCAUGGAGUCAGAGAGGCAGGGUCGUGUCGCCAUGGCGUCUGCGCUGGAAGAGUACAAGGCAGCCGUUAGCAAUGACCAAGCGGAGCUGAGCCGCUGCAGAGCCCAGCUGGACCAGGAGAGGCAGAGGGUGGCCGAGCUGUACUCCCUUCACACCGCGGGGGACAAAAACGACAUCUGCCAGCUGCUGGAAGGAGUACGACUGGGGAAGGAAGAGGCUGAGGCCAAGGCAGCGAAGUUGCAGGAGGAUUUGGAACAAGCCCACAGUGACCUCACACGGCUGCAGGAGACAUUUAGUAAGCUGGACAGGGAAUACAGAGACUUCCAGGAGCAGGUGCAGCAGCAGAUGGCUGAACAGCAGCGGGCGCUGGAGAAGCAGCGCGUGGACCUGCAAGAGAAAGAGACUGAGAUCGCUGACAUGAAGGAAACCAUUUUUGAGCUGGAGGAUGAGGUGGAGCAGCACCGAGCUCUUAAACUCCACGACAACCUCAUCAUCACAGACCUUGAGAACUCCGUGAAGAAGCUGCAGGACCAGAAGCAUGAUAUGGAAAGAGAGAUUAAGAUUCUUCACCGCAGACUGAGGGAGGAGUCGAUGGAAUGGCGUCAGUUCCAGGCCGAUCUGCAAACAGCUGUCGUCAUCGCCAAUGACAUCAAGUCUGAAGCACAGGAGGAGAUCGGAGAUCUGCGGCGCCGGCUGCAGGAAGCCCAAGAGAAGAACGAGAAGCUGAGCAAAGAGCUGGACGAGGUCAAGAGCCGCAAACAGGAUGAGGAGAGAGGCAGAGUGUAUAACUACAUGAAUGCCGUGGAGAGGGACCUGGCUGCUCUCAGACAGGGGAUGGGUCUCAGUCGGCGGUCGUCCACCUCUUCAGAGCCCUCACCCACUGUCAAAACACUCAUAAAAAGCUUCGACAGUGCCUCUCAAGGCCCACCUGCCAACGGUGCCUCUGUGACUCCAACAGCCUCGGCUGCCCCUCUGCCACGCACCCCCCUCAGCCCCAGUCCCAUGAAGACGCCCCCAGCAGCUGCUGUUUCACCCAUCCAGAGACACUCCAUAAGUGGGACUAUGUCGGCAGCCAAGCCCCUCUCCUCCUUGAGUGACAAGAGACCCAGCUACACCGACAUCACCAUGCCAGCUGAGCACCUUCUCAGGGGGACCUCAGCUAGCCGCCCUGCGUCCGCCCUCCAGAGGGUCUCCAACAUGGACUCCAAUAAAGCAAUCUCAGUGUCCCGCCGGAGCAGUGAGGAUAUAAAGAGGGACAUGUCUACUUCAGAUGGGGCCUCCUCAACCUCCCUGAUGGCUAUGAGUGCUGCCUCCUCCCCGCUCUCCCUGUCCUCCUCCCCCACCGCCUCCGUUACACCCACGGCACGCAGCCGCCUAAGAGAAGAGAGAAAGGACCCGCUGUCAGCACUGGCCAGAGAGUACGGCGGCUCCAAGAGGAAUGCUUUGCUAAAGUGGUGCCAGAAGAAGACAGAAGGUUAUCAGAACAUUGAUAUCACAAACUUCAGCAGCAGCUGGAACGAUGGCCUGGCCUUCUGCGCUGUGCUCCACACCUACCUGCCUGCACACAUCCCAUACCAGGAGCUCACCAGCCAGGAGAAGAGGAGAAACUUCACCUUAGCUUUCCAGGCUGCAGAGAGUGUGGGCAUCAAAUGCACUUUGGACAUAAACGAGAUGGUGCACACGGAGAGGCCAGACUGGCAAAGUGUCAUGACUUAUGUCACAGCCAUCUACAAGUACUUUGAGACCUGACGUCACCGUCUCUCUCCACUCCGCUCUGCUACUGCAGCACAAUCAGAGCCACGCAAGCGCUCAUAAGCUCUCAGCAACCUCUCAAUCCCCACGGUCAACUGUUAUACCUCACUGACCUCGCCCUCACCCCCACGCCACAGCAACACGCAGUCAUGCUGCAUGCCGUUCCUCAGUAUUCAGCAGCACUAAAGGCAGACCACAACCUCACUGGACACACUCAGCUACUCCCAGUGCACCGUAGAAGGCGCUUUGUAUAGAGUUUUAGUCCAAGGGCUUGCCUCUAUGUCUCCUGUUACACUAGUAAGCCAUGAGAAGUAAUGCUGGUGAACCAAGUAUGAACUGACCAGCGAUGAAAUCUUGUAGGUCAUUGUUGCCUUCAGGAAAGAAGGAAGGAGCAGCAUGAAAAACCAAGUCUCAGUGCCUUCCACCUGGCUUUUUCCUGGCAAAUAAUAUUCCCUCACUGUUAACCCAGUUUUCAGGGUGUGUUAAGGGGGACGUUCAGCGUGCUUCUUGCGUGUCAUUUUCAUACAGUUCCUGUGUGUUUUUGUUGUGAAUAUUUUGUGGAAACAUCAGCUUCUACAAAAUAAACCAAAUGUCACGUCAUGUUGGAAUUCUCCCACAAUUCGCUCCGAAAGGAAUUCAGUCAGCCGCAGCCUUUUUUGCACCAAAUCUUCCAGACAUUACAGUACGAUACAGAUGCCUCAAUUUAAAUGGAUAAAGUGCCUGUGUGAGUUUUGAUGCAGGAAAAACUGGAGAUGCUCCUCCACAAAAAAAAAGUGUCUUUCCACUGCAACAGAAGAUUUAAAGGAGUUGUUGCCAAAUAUGUUUCUGAGCCUUUUGGCUUGUUGAUCGCCAUCAGGACGGACUGAUGAUGCCGACAGCUACUACAUCAGCCUCUGAUCAUGAGUGACUUUCCAAGCACAGAAAUAUGCUAUGUUCUACAACACUACUCUACAUUUUUGUUAAGGAACACACUCUUACGAUGGGUUUUUCAUGAAGGUUGGACUGAAGUUCAUUUGAUGUGUAUGGAGUUGAACGCUAAACUGUUUAAAUGUGAGUGCUUUGAAUUUUGUAGGCCUGCCGUCUCGCACUAAGACGUCUUUCAUCAGGCACAUAGAGGACACAGCAUCAUUUCAUCAUAACCAAAAUAUGAGUAUGAGUAGCAUUUAGUUUUGAUUGACCUGUGAGUUCUGUUUGGAUCAGACAGCCGUAAACGUUCUCAGCCUGAGGCUCUAAUUAGUAAAAUAGUGUCUCGCCGAGGGACUCCAUGUGAUAAAAUAUGCUCUAGUUUCAGGAUCAGGUGAAGACACUCUUUUGCAGGUCAAUUCAGCUUCACAUUGAAGGAAUAGUUUUAACUCACUUUCUUGCAGAGAGUUAGAUGAGACAAUUGAUACCACUCUAAUGUUUGUGCAGUCAAUAUGAAGCUAGACACAGGAGCUGGUUAGCUUAGUAAAAACAGGGGGAAACAGCGAGCCUAGCUCUGUCCACAGUUAACUAAAUCUACCUAGCAACACCUCUGAAGCUCAGUGUUGCAUAUCGAUUGUCUUGUUUUGUCUGGCAACCAACCAAGAUAUGAGAUAUGAGUUUUGUUAGCUUUGAGCCCGGCUAGCUGUGUGAGUGGUAUCAAUCUUCUCAUUUCACUCUCAUCAAGAAAGCAAACACAUGUACUACUCAAAAAGUUUCCGUGAACAUCAGCAAAAGUCGCAAAACUCUUUAUUUUGCGCCUCAAUCUGUUUAAGUGCUCGGACAAUGCAUUGCACCGUUGACUUAUUUUGUGUGUUUAUACUGAUGCUGUGUUAGACAGGUAGUUUUUGAAAUUCCUAGUAUGACUAACCGUUACUGUAGAGAUACUUUGUAGCACACAAUGUAAUUUAGGUUGUCUGAGAACAGUCGGCAACAUUAAUAAGUCCCCAUAUUUAGUAUUUAUAAGCAGUAUAGUACACUAGAAGGACUUUUUAAGUGUUUAUCAAUGUGUAGUUGUUGACAAAUCAAUCAAUAAACACUUAUAACUACAAUAUAGUACCAAGUAUUAAAGGUUUAUGUCCACUUCUAAAUGCUAAGUAGGGGUACUAAAGUGUUGCCAUGUAAGGCUGUCUGACUGCCAUGUGUUUAUCGUGCCUCAACAUACCACGUUCACUGUAUUUAUUUGCAUGGUUCCCAGUCAUUGUAGUGAGCUCAUUGCUUUACUUGUGUCUGAAGUGUAUAUGAGUUUAUAACACAUACUUUAAGUAGCUGCACUGAGAUAAGCUUCUUUUUUUUUUUUUUGUAUUCCACACUAAUUUCCUGCCUUAACAGUUUUGGCCGAGGCUUCUGCAAGUGAAACUGUGACAUUCGAGGCUGCCGUUAUCUUUUGCUCACCAGGCUGGUGUCACAGUCUGUAGAGGUCUCUGCUCGUGCCUCUAGAGGAACACUAAUGGUCAUAAACCGCCUCUGCGAAGCUGGUUGAAUCCCCCUCGUGUGUCUGGGGAUGGUGACUACACACUGUUUUGAUUUGGAUGAGUUGAAGCUGCCAGCUGGUAUCAAUAGCAACAUCAGGAACAGCAUAUUUGUCUCUGUUUAGAAGCACAUCCUGCCACGCCGUUUGCAAAGCCACAUCACCACAGUGUGUACAGCUGCAUUAGGCAUUCAGUGAUACAAAGUUAGCACAAGAGCCUGAAACAACUAUAUAUUCUUUUUUUUGUGUGUGUGUGUGUGUGUGUGUGUGUGUACAGGAGAGAGUGUGGGUGAGUUGUUAUUUAAUGACAUUUGAAAGAAUUGGCUCAUUGUCGACAGGGCUUUGUGACGCUGAAGAUUAUCAGCCAACGGUUUUAUUGUGUUCUGCUCGAUUCCAACACUGGCCCCAUGACUUUUAUCGUUUCCUGACAGGAACGUCUAAGAGCUACAGAAAGAUUUGAAGCCUCUCCAUCUUGGAAGUGGAAUGUAUUUUUGAUCACGCUUUAGUGAUCCUGGGAUGUUUAUGAGGUCCAGCGCGUGCUGAUGUGGAGUGAUUGAUUGAACAUUGAGCCUGGCCUGCUGUGAAGAGACCAGACGGCUGGCAAAUGCAAAGAAAGCACAUUCCACCUCCACAUGAUGCAGACAUGAGGGACAUGUUACACUGUGUGGGACCUGAGAGACGACGCCCUUCAAGUGUAAAGCUUUACCACCAAUGUGAACAGCGCAGUAUGUCUUUACUGGGUCCACUUCAUGCUACAUUUGUUCUUCUUCUUGUUUACUUGAAAAUGCUCUGAGGAUUCCACUGAACCUGCUCCAGUCUUUUUGUUCCCGUGUUGCCUUUUUUUGUUUUUGUUUUUUGUUUCUUUCAGUCCAUGCCACAUUGAAAUGAAUGGGCCGGGCUACAGUAUUAAGUGCACACUAUGAUAAUAAUCAGUUGUAAAAUAUGCUUAAAAAAAAUGCUGUCAGGUUUUAUUUUGCUUUAUUUUCCUGGCUAUAGUUAUAAAAUACCAUUGAAGCAGCCA
Larimichthys crocea (large yellow croaker) is the source of this 7192-nucleotide messenger RNA. It is a transcript of the gene specc1la, whose product is annotated as sperm antigen with calponin homology and coiled-coil domains 1-like a. The record is from RefSeq and is a predicted model, not a curated record. Bases 393 to 3737 code for a protein of 1114 amino acids. NCBI's taxonomy places the organism in Eukaryota, Metazoa, Chordata, Actinopteri, Sciaenidae. The transcript has 17 exons. Gene Ontology annotation, molecular function: protein binding.